Messenger RNA from Tarenaya hassleriana, 522 nucleotides. Its product is annotated as transcription factor BOA-like. The transcript has a single exon. Gene Ontology annotation, molecular function: DNA-binding transcription factor activity; DNA binding. Gene Ontology annotation, cellular component: nucleus. The record is from RefSeq and is a predicted model, not a curated record. Bases 1 to 522 code for a protein of 173 amino acids. NCBI's taxonomy places the organism in Eukaryota, Viridiplantae, Streptophyta, Magnoliopsida, Brassicales, Cleomaceae. Gene Ontology annotation, biological process: regulation of DNA-templated transcription.
AUGGGACAGUUCAGGGCUGACGUCAUCAAUGGCGCCGACGCCGGAGGCGGCAACAAAGGACUGGUGGAGCGGGAGGUGAGGCUUCCGACCGGAGCAGAUCUUCCGCUGCUGUAUCAGUUAUUGAUCCCGCAAGGGUUAGCUUCCGCUUUCCGAAUCUCUCCGCAGCAGAACCCCACCGUCGCCGACGUGGAUCGCGCCUCGGUCACGACCUUCUACUCCAUCCAGAGCGGCAGUGUAUCAAACGCGCCUCCACAUCCGGAGAGGAAGGCGGAGACGGCGAGGAAGAAGCAGAGGAUAGUGUGGACGCCGGAGUUGCAGCGGCGUUUCUUGGACGUGGUGAGGCGUCUGGGCGUCAACAACGCCGUGCCGAAGGCGAUUAUGCAGAUGAUGAACGUGGAAGGAUUGAGCCGCAUGAACGUAGCGUCUCAUCUCCAGAAGUACAGACUCUACCUGAAGCGGAGACAGGGUUUCACCGGCGGCGACGCCACGUCAUCUUCCUCCCGCCGUGGGAUCAACGGCUGA